Gadus macrocephalus (Pacific cod) is the source of this 1410-nucleotide messenger RNA. RefSeq names its product sirtuin 7 (gene sirt7). NCBI's taxonomy places the organism in Eukaryota, Metazoa, Chordata, Actinopteri, Gadiformes, Gadidae. The coding region runs from base 95 to 1321 and encodes 408 amino acids. The record is from RefSeq and is a predicted model, not a curated record. The transcript has 10 exons. Gene Ontology annotation, molecular function: NAD+ binding.
GGCAGGAGGCGCUGUGGUUCUGCCCUCAUAUCAGAGCUCUGGUUCACGGUUUGUCGUCAUGUGAACAUCUCUUUUGAAUGUUGUUGGUGGAGAAAUGGAAGCAGACACAGGAGCCGGUGUGUCCCGGGCGGAGAAGAAAGCCCUGGACAAGGCGAAGAUCGUGCACCGGGAGACCGAAAGGAACGUGUUGAAGACGGUCACACGGAUCUUGAAGAAGGCGGAGGACGAGCGAACGGAGGAGGAGGCACGCACGCUUCUCCGGCACCCGUCGGCGGUUGAGCAGGUCCGGGGGCGGAGCGUCCGGAGCGGGCAGCAGAGGAGGAGGAGGGAGGAGGUGUGUGACGGCGUGGAGGAGCUGAGGACCAAGGUGUCCCAGCUGGCUGCCGCCGUCCGGUGCGCUCAGCACCUGGUUGUCUACACCGGAGCCGGCAUCAGCACGGCCGCGUCGAUCCCGGACUACAGAGGACCCAACGGGGUCUGGACGCAGCUGCAGAAAGGACAGGCGGUCAGCUCGUCUGACCUGGGGAGGGCCGAACCCACCCUCACACACAUGUGUAUCAAAGCGUUGCAUCAGCAGAAUCUGGUGAAGCACGUGGUGUCUCAGAACUGUGACGGGCUGCACCUGAGGAGCGGGCUCCCCCAACACGCCCUCUCUGAGCUGCACGGGAACAUGUUCAUCGAGGUGUGUGCGUCGUGCAUCCCGGCCCGGGAGUACGUGCGUGUGUUUGACGUGACGGAGCGCACAGCGCUGCGCCGCCACGCCACCGGGCGGCGCUGCGGCCUUUGCGGGGCGGAGCUCCGGGACACCAUCGUCCACUUCGGGGAGCGAGGAACGCUGGAGCAGCCGCUGAACUGGAGCGGGGCGGCGGCGGCGGCCGGGAGCGCCGACCUCAUCCUCUGCCUCGGCUCCAGCCUCAAGGUUUUAAAGAAGUACGCUUGUCUGUGGAGCAUGAACCGACCGGCCAAGAGGCGGCCCCUGCUCUUCAUCGUUAACCUCCAGUGGACUCCAAAAGAUGAUUUGGCGACACUGAAGAUCAACGGGAGGUGUGAUGAGGUGAUGGAGCUGCUGAUGGAGGAGCUGGACCUUCAGAUUCCUUCAUACAACAAGGCGGAGGACCCCAUCUUCCACCAGGCCACGCCCCUCAGGCCGGAGGAGGAGCUCAGUCACACCCGCUGCCUCAUAGCACCCCCUGCUGGCCAGGAGGACCAGCCCCCCGACGCCCAGGGCCACGCCCCUCCGGCCCCCCAGCCGGUGCAGGGCGGUUGGUUCGGGCGGGGCUUCUCUAAAGGGAGGAAGAGGAAGAAGAGGAAGGCUGUUUAACACCACAGAGCUCUACCAGCCUACUGCACUGCAGUCAUUGUUGCGUUACGUUUUAUAUCCUGUGAUUAAAUUUAAGUUAGACGUUUAAA